Messenger RNA from Alternaria arborescens, 1824 nucleotides. RefSeq names its product putative WD repeat-containing protein. NCBI's taxonomy places the organism in Eukaryota, Fungi, Ascomycota, Dothideomycetes, Pleosporales, Pleosporaceae. Gene Ontology annotation, biological process: positive regulation of actin filament depolymerization; actin filament depolymerization. Gene Ontology annotation, molecular function: actin filament binding. Gene Ontology annotation, cellular component: cortical actin cytoskeleton. The transcript has 4 exons. Bases 1 to 1824 code for a protein of 607 amino acids. The record is from RefSeq and is a predicted model, not a curated record.
AUGUCUCUAGUAUCCGAGGCCAUCUGGGCAGCGUCCCCUUCCACGACGCGUGGACAAGCAACACCUCUGUCCUCAGACCCCAAGGGCGAACGUAUCGCCUAUGCCUCGGGCAAAUCCGUCUUCCUCCGCUCCAUCGACGAUCCGGCUGUUAGUAAACAAUACACGCAACACACAACACAGACGACUGUCGCCCGUUUCUCCCCCUCGGGCUUCUACGUUGCCAGUGGAGAUGUAUCGGGUACUGUGAAGGUGUGGGACUGUGCAGGUGAAGGAGCUACAAAAGGUGACUACCACAUCAUCGCUGGCCGCAUCAAUGACUUGGCAUGGGACGGUGACUCGCAGCGUAUCAUAGCAGUCGGCGAUGGCAAAGAGCGUUUUGGACACUGCAUCACAGCAGACAGCGGCAACAGCGUGGGUGAGAUCUCGGGACACUCUUCACAGAUCAACUGCGUCUCCAUCCGCCAGCAACGACCGCUUCGCGCCGCCACAGGCUCCGACGACACCAGCCUGGUCUUCUACCAUGGCGCUCCUUUCAAGUUCAACACCAGUCUCAGAGGGCAGCACAACCGCUUCGUCUUUGGCACCGCCUUCUCACCUGACGGCUCUGUCUUCGCCAGUGUUGGCGCUGACAAGCGCAUAUGGCUAUACGAUGGCAAGACUGGAGAGGCCAAGGGACAAAUUGGCGAAGGAAUACACACUGGCAGCAUCUUCGGCAUCUCAUGGUCCAAGGACUCGAGCAAGUUUGUUACAGCCAGCGCGGAUCAAACUGUCCGUAUAUGGGACCCUGAAGCAGGCAAGAACAUUCAGACCUGGAGGAUGGGCGAAGAAGGCGUCGCUAGUAUACCCGACCAGCAAGUCGGUGUGGUAUGGCCCACAGGCCGUAGCGACGGUUUGAUCGUCAGUGUAGACCUCGACGGAAACUUGAACUACCUCGUCGACGGCAACCCAAAGCCAACACGCGUUGUUCGCGGCCAUGCGAAGAACAUCACAGCAGCAGCCAUUGCUGGAUCCACUUUCACCACAGGAAGCUACGAGGGCCGCGUCUUAGCAUGGGACACUACCACCGGAUUGGCCGACAAGGUCGAAGGCGCAGCACACUCCAGCUACGUCGCCGGCAUCACAACUUCCGACAGUAAGAGUGAGGCGGAGCUGUACAGUGUUGGCUGGGAUGACACGUUGCGUUCCAUGUCAGUCCCAGACAAGAUCUUCACUGGAGAGGCUCACGAUCUCAAGUUUCAACCCAAGGGCGUUGCUGCAACAUCGAGCACUGUAUUGAUCCCAUCGGCUGAUGCGAUAGCAAUAUACUCCAAGGGCGACAAGGUUGGCUCGUUAUCAGUCAAGUAUUCGCCAACCUCAAUCGCGGCGCAUGGCUCUACUGUCGCCGUUGGCGGAGACGAUAAGCUCGUACACAUAUACACACUCUCGGGCACCGAGCUCAAAGACACAGAGACAGUGCUCCGCCGCGCAACCGCACCCAUCUCUGCACUUGCCUUUUCCGCUUCAGGAAAGAAACUAGCAGUAGGUGCUGGCAACGGCAAGAUCUACGCAUACGAGGCAGACGCAGACUGGAAGAUCAUUACAGACAGAUGGAGUGCACAUACCGCUCGCAUCACUUGUCUGGCCUGGGAUGAGAGUGAGAACUAUGCCGCAAGUGGUAGUCUGGAUACGAAUGUCAUGGUCUGGAGCACUGAAGACCCUGGCAAGCGUAUCAAGGCUCUCAAUGCGCACAAAGAUGGGGUCAACGGUGUUGGGUGGGAAAAGGCGAACAAGGUGAUUUCGGCGGGCGGUGAUGCUAGUAUCAAGGUCUGGAGUGUGAAGGCGUGA